Messenger RNA from Pistacia vera, 975 nucleotides. Its product is annotated as pentatricopeptide repeat-containing protein At1g43980, mitochondrial-like. Bases 1 to 975 code for a protein of 324 amino acids. Gene Ontology annotation, molecular function: RNA binding; protein binding. Gene Ontology annotation, biological process: RNA modification. The transcript has a single exon. Lineage: Eukaryota; Viridiplantae; Streptophyta; Magnoliopsida; Sapindales; Anacardiaceae. The record is from RefSeq and is a predicted model, not a curated record.
AUGAUUUCAAGCUAUGCAAGGCAUGGUUUUGGGGAGGAUGCUAUGCAACUUUUUGUGCUCAGCUUGAGGGAGGAUUUUAGGCCAACUGAGUUCACACUAAGCAGUGUUGUAAGUUCUACUACAGAUCUUCCAGUCGAGUGUGGAAGUCAAGUACAUUCCUUGGCAAUCAAAUUAGGUUUUGAGUCCGAUGCAGUUGUUGGCAGCUCACUCAUUGAUAUGUACAGUAAAUUUGGUUCAGUUGAUUCUGCCAUGAAAAUUUUUGUUGACAUGGAGAUAAAAGAUCUGAUAUCCUGGAACACCAUCAUUAUGGGCUUGUCUCACAAUGGUAGAUUGGCUCAGACGCUGGAUAUGUUUAACGAACUACUUAAGUACGGUCCAUAUCCAGAUCAAGUAACACUAGCUGGGGUUCUAUUAGCUUGCAACUAUGGUGGUUUUGUUGAUGAGGGAAUGAUCAUAUUUUCAUCGAUGAAAGAGGUAUAUGGUGUGAUACCUGGUGAUGAGCAUUAUGUUUGCAUUAUUGACUUAUUGUGUCGAGCUGGGAAACUGAGGGAAGCAACAGAUGUGAUAAAAACAAUGCCGUAUGAACCCAGUUAUUUAAUUUGGGAAUCAAUACUCCGUGCUUGUGCAAUAUACGGAGACCUGAAACUCCUUGAAAAUGUAGCAGAGAGGAUGAUGGACUUGCAACCAGAAUCACUUCUACCUUAUUUGCUGUUGGCUCAGGCAUAUGAGAUGAGGGGCAGAUGGGAGGGCGUAGUCAGAGUGAGGAAGGCCAUGAGACAGAAAGGUGUGGUGAAGAAGGUGACUGGAUGCAGUUGGAUUGGAAUAAGAAAUCAUUUAUAUACUUUUAAUGCUGAACAAUUACAGCAUCAUGGCGGCAAAGAAAUUUAUUUAUUCUUGAGAUUACUGAUAUGGGAGAUGGAGGAUGAAGGUUGUGUAUAUUUACAGCACGAUAAAUUGGAUGCUGCUGGAGAGUAA